CAUCGAUGUUGCAAUUCGAACUUGGACUUCAACGGUAUCUAUUUCUAUAACAAAAUAUAUCGAUUGUUGUUACGGAGACACGUUUACUAGUCCAGUGGCAAGGUCGAUAGGAGCUGGACAGCAGUUUAUAUUGCGAGUAGUUGUGCCCGCGCCUGACCAAUACUCGCGUCGUAUUCGUAGUAAGCCCGCGCAUGCGUGCUGCAUCCGAUAACUCGAUAGGUUCAUCAUGCAGAUACUAUAACACAUAAUUUACAUGCGUGUGCUUAUUAUGCCAGUUGACGUGAGCCUUUAACUGUGCCAGUGCGGUGAUUAUUUAAUUCAUGUUUACAUGAAUGAAGUGCCGGAUUAUUUUUUCGGAUUUUUUUAGCGUGGAAUGAAGAAAACAAGGUCACAUCAUGAAAUGGUGGUUCUUCUUGCUCUUCAUCUCUGCUGUCAAAGCUCAAUUUGAUACCCGGCGAUUUUUGGAUUACUGGACUGACUUAUUUCGCCCCCUACCUCGCAAUCCCAGAGAAGGUUUUGUUCCAGAUUACACUCCAAAAAAUCAAGAAGAAUUUGACUUUAUAAUUAUAGGAGCCGGAUCCGCAGGUUCUGUAGUAGCUAACCGAUUAACUGAAGUUCCACAAUGGAAAGUAUUGCUCAUAGAAGCAGGAGGAAACGAAAACUUCUUUUCAGACAUUCCCAUUUUUGCUCCAUUUCUUUCUCUCACUGGCAUGAAUUGGGGUUACAAUUCAAUGCCGGAACCCAGAGCAUGCAGAGAUCUAAGAGGAAAAGUAUGCUUUUUGCCGCGAGGCAGAGUGCUUGGGGGAAGCAGUGUACUAAACUUUUUAAUCUAUCAACGUGGACACCCGGAAGAUUACAAUGACUGGGCUAGAAUGGGCAACGAGGGUUGGAGUUACAAUGAAGUUCUUCCAUACUUCAAAAAGUCAGAAAACAUAGGUGUCAGAGAACUACGUAACUCUUCUUACCAUGGCGUCGGGGGAUAUUUAGAUAUAGAGUACUCGCCGUACCAUUCACCUCUUGAAAAGCCAUUUAAACAAGCUGGUGAAGAACUUGGAUACGAAUGGAGAGAUCCAAACGGAGAAAAUUUAAUUGGUUUCUCAAAACCGCAAGCAACCAUGCGAAAAGGUAGACGGUGCAGUUCAUCAAAAGCGUUCAUUGAACCAAUACGCUUCAGGCCUAAUUUAAAAGUUACGAAAUUUUCUACCGUAUCGAAAAUUAUAAUAGACUCCUACACUAAAACAGCUACCGGCGUUGAAUUUACAAAGCGUAAUAUGAGUAUACAGGUACGAGUUCGUCGAGAAGUCAUUUCUUCUGCAGGAACUAUCGGAUCAGCUCAACUUUUGAUGGUAUCUGGAAUAGGACCAGAGGAUCAUUUACUUGAAUUUGGGAUACCAGUGAUAGCUGACCUACCUGUCGGAUACAAUCUCCAAGACCACGUGACGUUUUCUGGCAACGCUUUUAUCGUCAACCAAACUGGGAUGACUAUGAAUGAUUUGGCUGCAGCAUCCCCCUUCGUAGCAGCAGCAUACAUGCAAGGACGAGGUCCACUUACCCUACCUGGAGGAGCGACUGGACUUGCCUUUGUGCAUACUAAGUAUUCAUACGAUGUAGAUCAGACCAGGCCUGAUAUAGAACUGGUCAUGGGAGCUGGAUCUUUAGCUGGGGAUGCAAUGGGAAUAUUGCGGUCUUUGCUGGGAGUGACGGACGAGUGGUACCGAAAGGUCUAUCAGACUUUACCUUUCGGGGCGAGGAUGCGCACAUUCUCCAUAAACCCCGUGCUAAUCCGACCAAACAGCGUUGGCAGAUUAAUGCUCCGAAGCCCUAACUUUACCGACCAUCCCAGAAUCCAUUUAAACUAUUUCGCUGAUCCGAACGAUUUGCGAACUAUGAUCGAAGGUGUUCGUAUGGUACAAAAAAUAAUUGGUACGAAAGCGUUCCAGCGUUAUAAUACUAAAUUACACACAACACCAUUUCCCGGCUGCGAGGCUUUGUUGUUCGACUCGGAUGAAUACUGGGAGUGUGCUAUUAUGCAGACUUCCAUCACAUUAGACCAUCAAGUAGGCACAUGCAAAAUGGCUCCAGCUGGUGAUCCUACGGGAGUUGUCUCACCAAGACUUAAAGUCCAUGGAAUUAAAGGAUUGAGAGUAGCUGACGCGUCCAUAAUCCCGCGGAUACCCGCAGCACACACACACGCCGCCGCUGUCAUGAUUGGAGAGAAGGCAGCUGACCUUAUAAAAGAGGAUUGGGGAAUAUCUACCCUUACAAACAAAUUAUAACACUAAGUAGUUAAUAGGUUUGAACUAUACAAUAUUAAA
This is a messenger RNA of Spodoptera exigua (beet armyworm), 2315 nucleotides long. NCBI's taxonomy places the organism in Eukaryota, Metazoa, Arthropoda, Insecta, Lepidoptera, Noctuidae. The record is from the annotation of a GenBank genome assembly.